Drosophila miranda is the source of this 13336-nucleotide messenger RNA. RefSeq names its product teneurin-m (gene Ten-m). The record is from RefSeq and is a predicted model, not a curated record. Gene Ontology annotation, biological process: motor neuron axon guidance. NCBI's taxonomy places the organism in Eukaryota, Metazoa, Arthropoda, Insecta, Diptera, Drosophilidae. The coding region runs from base 695 to 11047 and encodes 3450 amino acids. The transcript is spliced from 11 exons.
UCGUACUUUACCGUUUUUUGCUUUCGCCGAGGCAGGUUCGUUGCGCGCGCUCUAUCCGUUGUCCGUUUACAUCGCAUUUUCGCAGCGGCCAAACAAACGAAUUACACAGAUUUACCUCUGUUUUAACACCGUGUUCUGCGUGUGCCGUGUUUUGGAGUUGUUUUUUUUCUGUGUCCCGCGUUUCGUCUCGUCCCGUGUGUGUUUUUAGACAAGAAUUGGCCAAAAAUCGGAGAAUUAUUUCCGAGUGAUAAAUUGUUGAAAGUCGUGGAAGGCCCUGGACCGGGGGCCCCGCGCAAACCCAAAGAAUAUACCAAAACGAGAUGGAAAAAGCAAUGUUAUGCAGUGCAGUGCAAAGAAGUGAUUAAAGAAUAAAAUAUAGAAGAAGAGAAAGAGAAAGAGGAGGAAAGGAGGAAUAAGCAGAAGCGACUCUAGGGAUUCGAGAAUCUUUCUUCUCUUUUCGGACCCCCUCACUCUCCUUCGACUGCGAAGCAGCUCUGCUUCAGGAGUCCUCUGUCCUUUCUGCUUCUCUUCCACUCCGCCCCGCUGUCCGGCUAUCCGGCCAUCCGGGCCCGCAAAAGCCGCCAAGAUUAAGUUCUCCAAGCAGCAUCCACACCACGCAUACCGGCACACGGACAACCUCUACGACGGUGGCACUGACACCGACGACGACGAAUGUCCCUUGGAGUCGACCACCAUGAAUCCCUACGAGUAUGAGUCGACGCUCGACUGCCGCGACGCGGGCGGCGGCCGGGGACCAGGCACGCUGCCCAUGACGGGUCGUCACACGGCCGGAGGCACUGCCUCCGCCUCCGCCUCAUCGGUGGCCGGCAGCAGCCAGACGCUCCAGCACCAGAACCAACAGAAUCUGCAGGCCGCCGCCGCCGCCGCCGCCGCUGCCGCUGCAGCCGCCGCACAGUCGUCCCACUACGACUACGAGUACCAGCACUUGCCACACCGUCCGCCGGACGCAACGGCGACCUUGACGGCGCAGCGAACACACGGAAGACAAGGCUUCCUCCUGGAAGGAGUCACGCCAACGGCCCCACCGGAUGUACCGCCGCGUAAUCCAACAAUGAGUCGCAUGCAGAAUGGUCGUUUAACCGUUAACAAUCCGAAUGACGUUGACUUUGAGCCAUCUUGUUUGGUGCGAACGCCAUCGGGCAACGUUUACAUUCCUAGUGGAAAUCUAAACAUCAACAAGGGCUCUCCCAUCGAUUUCAAGAGCGGCUCGGCCUGUUCCACACCCACAAAAGACACACUGAAGGGCGGAUACGAGCGCACCACUCAGGGAGGAGGCUGCAGAGGGCCGGUCUUGCCGCCGAGCGUCAUGAACGGACUGCCGUCGCACCACUACUCGGCGCCGAUGAACUUCCGCAAGGAUCUGGCCGCCCGCUGCUCGUCGUCCUGCAUGAUCGGGGCGUUCACAGCACUGUGCGUGGCCAUCCUGCUGGUGGUCCUGCUGAGCAUCACCGGAGUGGUGAACUGGUCCCAUCCGGCGCCCUGCACCGUUCUAGUCGGCAACGAGGCCUCCGAGGUCACGGCUGCCAAGAGCACGAACACGGACCUCUCGAAACUGCACAACUCCUCGGUACGCGCCAAGAACGGACAAGGCACUGGAACCGCACAAGGCCAAGGACUCGCCGGAGGCGCUGGCGGAGGAUCAUCGGGGGCCGCCGUCACGACGGCCACAUCGAACAGCGGAACGGCCCAGGGACUGCAGUCGACGUCCGCCUCCUCCGCAGAGGCCACGUCCUCGGCGGCCACCUCAUCCUCGCAGUCCUCCCUGACGCCUUCGACGUCGCUCUCCUCAUCCCUGGCGAAUGCCAAUAAUGGAGCUGUAGGAAGAGCAAUGUCAACGCUUCUGUCAGUCAGUGGGGCAGGCGAUGAGCGACAUCACCAUCGACAUCGACGAAGUUUAAUCGAGGGGUUUGAGGAGCAGCAGGAUGGCAGUGGCAAUGGCGCUGCCGAUGCCGAUGAUGAUGUGGCGGCUACAGACGUUUCAGGAAGUUUCAGCAACUUAAUUACUAGCGAAAGCCUGGACCUGGACCUGGAGCAGGAGCAAGAGCAGGCUAAAAAUGUCCCGCCCGGCAUUGCGACAGAGCCGGCGAGGACAGGGCAAAGUAAUUACGAUAAAACUUUGCCCAAAUUCGAUAGCGUAUUGAGUGCCCAGCCCCAGGACGAAGGCUUUGUGGACGACUUCAGCGACUAUGUCUAUGAAGAUGAGGCUGAGGCUGAAACUGAAGCUGAAGUUACGGCUGAAGCGGAGACGGAGACGAAUACGGAGAAGGAGUUCCAGAGGAGGCCCAGAAGCGAGCAACAAUUUGGCAAAUCAUUAAACAGCAAUUUACGGAGCGCGGCCAAAACGAUGGUCAAAAAGAGGACAAAAUAUGACUCGAAGAUGCAGAAGGAGGUGGAGAAGGAGGUGGAGAUGGAGAUGGAGCAGAUGGUGGAGGAGCAUCUUGAAGAGACCAGCGAUACCAUUGAGAUGGCAACGGAGAUGGCGCGGGAGCUAGAGCUGGAUCUGAAGCUGAAGCUGGAGGUGGAGCCCAGCACAUUUGUUGCUGUUAUUGAUGACGAUAAUCAAACUGACAACAGCAGCUCAGGAGCGCCGGCGCCGGAGACGGGCACGGAGACGCUUUUGAGGAGUGACACCGAUGACAUUGUUGAAAUCAACACCCAGCCAGGACGAGCCGAGAGCCAGGAGCAGCAGCAAACGAGGCAAAGACAAAGCACCCUCCUCAUCGCCGCCGCCUCAUCCGCAAGCAUGCCUGCCAAGGAAAAUGAUUUUCAAAUCAGUGGGCAGGAUGGGGAGGAGGAGAAAGAGUCUGGGGAGCCGCAGCAGGAGAAACCUGCCAUUGAUGAUAACAAUAAUGAGCGUGAUUUAGCUGACAACUAUGAGGUAGUCGGGGAGGAGGAGACGCCGCCCGCACAAGGCAGGGCGACUGAGGAGAACCGCGAGGAGCAACCAUCAUCGCCAUCUCCACUGCCACUGCCACUGCCACUGCCACCACUUCCAACACUAGGAACCAAUCCGAGCAUCUCCGACCUAAUGCUGAACGAUGCCUCCCCCAUUGAGGAGGAUGAGGACAUUGACAUAGUAAAACUGGAUGAAACUCUCAGCUCCAAUGAAGAGGAGGUUUACAAGACGGCCAGCAAGGAAGAGCCAGAGCUGAAGCCAAAGCCAAAGCCAAAGACAGAGGCGGAUCAUCCUGAGGCUGUCAGGGAGAACGAGGUGCUCAAACAGCAGGGGGACAGCGAGGACAACGAGGACAACGAGAUACCCGUCCAUCUGAAGCCGCUCAAGCCGUACGUGAGUGAGCGCAUUGAUCAGCCCGGCAGACGCAUCUUUGUGAACCUGACGAUAGCCACCGAUGACGGCAGCGACUCCGUGUACACCCUGCACGUGGAAGUGCCCACGGGCGGGGGCUCGCACACCAUCAAGGAAGUGUUGAGCCACGAACAGAGGACGCCCCAGUCCCAGUCCCAGUCCCAGUCCCAGCACCAAUCCCAGCCGGCGGACAGCAGUGCGGACAACAGCUGUGUCCCGGAGCCACCGCCUCGCAUGCCCGACUGCCCCUGCAGCUGCCUGCCCCCCACCAUGCCCGUGUACAUGGACGACAACGUUGACAUUGACUCUGCUCCAACAACGACACCGGGGACCAUUUUGAGUGUCGGUGCCCCCCAGCCCCAGCAGAGACCAAAAGAAGAGUUUGACGCUGGGACUGAGGAUGGGGUCGGUGACGGUGACGGUGACGGGGACACUGACACGGGGGGACCAAUGCCUGCCACAUCCGCUGCGCCCAGCAAUGCUACUAACCCCCCCGCUAGCCACCCCGCCACCGAGCUCGAUAACAACAUUGCCGCCUCCUAUACUGAACCGAGUGUUGGUGCAGGUGCAGGUGCUGGUGCUGGUGCAUGCCCCGAUGUAAUGCCAAUACUCAUACUGGAAGGAGCCCGCACCUUCCCGGCACGCAGCUUCCCACCGGACGGCACCACCUUUGGCCAGAUAACGCUCGGCCAGAAGCUGACCAAGGAGAUCCAGCCGUACAGCUACUGGAACAUGCAGUUCUACCAGUCGGAGCCGGCAUACGUCAAGUUUGACUACACCAUACCGCGCGGAGCCUCGAUCGGGGUGUACGGACGCCGCAACGCCCUGCCCACGCACACCCAGUACCACUUCAAGGAGGUGCUCAGCGGCUUCAGCGCCAGCACACGCACGGCACGGGCUGCUCACCUGUCCAUAACGCGGGAGGUUACACGCUACAUGGAGCCGGGUCAUUGGUUCGUCUCGCUCUACAACGAUGACGGGGAUGUGCAGGAACUGACCUUCUACGCGGCCAUAGCCGAGGACAUGACCCAAAACUGCCCGAACGGGUGCUCCGGCAACGGGCAGUGCCUGCUGGGGCACUGCCAGUGCAACCCCGGCUUCGGGGGCGACGACUGCAGCGAGAGCGUCUGCCCGGUGCUGUGUUCGCAGCACGGCGAGUACAUCAACGGCGAGUGCAUCUGCAAUCCCGGCUGGAAGGGCAAGGAGUGCUCGCUGCGGCACGACGAGUGCGAGGUGGCCGACUGCAAUGGGCAUGGCCACUGCGUCAGCGGCAAAUGCCAAUGCAUGCGCGGCUACAAGGGGAAAUUCUGUGAAGAAGUGGACUGCCCGCACCCGAACUGCUCGGGCCAUGGAUUCUGCGCCGACGGCACCUGCAUCUGCAAGAAGGGCUGGAAGGGACCGGACUGCGCCAUCAUGGACCAGGACGCCCUACAGUGCCUGCCCGACUGCUCGGGCCACGGCAGCUUCGACCUGGACACCCAGACCUGCUCCUGCGAGGGCAAGUGGAGUGGCGACGACUGCUCCAAGGAGCUGUGCGACCUCGACUGCGGCCAGCACGGACGCUGCGAGGGCGAUGCCUGCGCCUGCGACCCCGAAUGGGGCGGCGAGUACUGCAACACGAAGCUCUGCGACGGCCGCUGCAACGAGCACGGCCAGUGCAAGAACGGAACGUGCCUCUGCGUGACCGGGUGGAAUGGCAAGCACUGCACCAUCGAGGGCUGUCCCAACAGCUGCGCCGGACACGGCCAGUGCCGGGUGAGCGGCGAGGGUCAGUGGGAGUGCCGCUGCUACGAGGGCUGGGACGGACCGGACUGUGGCAUCGCACUGGAGCUCAACUGCGGCGACAGCAAGGACAAUGACAAAGAUGGCCUGGUUGACUGCGAGGAUCCCGAGUGCUGUGCCAGCCACGUGUGCAAGACCUCCCAGCUGUGCGUGUCGGCGCCGAAGCCCAUCGAUGUGCUGCUGCGGAAGCAGCCGCCGGCCAUUACCGCCUCCUUCUUCGAGCGGAUGAAGUUCCUCAUCGACGAGAGCAGCCUGCAGAACUACGCCAAGCUGGAGACCUUCAACGAGAGCAUUUUUUGGAAUUAUUUCAAUGCAAGCCGAUCGGCGGUCAUCCGCGGACGCGUCGUCACCUCGCUGGGCAUGGGCCUAGUGGGUGUCCGAGUCUCGACGACCACUCUACUGGAGGGCUUCACCCUGACCCGCGACGACGGCUGGUUCGACCUCAUGGUUAAUGGCGGAGGGGCUGUCACCCUGCAAUUCGGACGAGCGCCCUUCCGGCCCCAGUCGCGCAUUGUGCAGGUGCCCUGGAACGAGGUGGUCAUCAUCGACGUGGUGGUUAUGAGCAUGUCCGAGGAGAAGGGCGUGGCCACGACAACGACGCACACUUGCUUCUCGCACGACUACGACCUGAUGAAGCCCGUGGUGCUCGCCUCCUGGAAGCACGGCUUCCAAGGAGCCUGUCCCGACCGCAGUGCCAUCCUCGCGGAGUCGCAGGUCAUCCAGGAAUCGCUUCAGAUUCCCGGCACAGGACUGAAUCUGGUCUAUCACUCGUCGCGCGCCGCCGGCUAUCUGUCCACGAUCAAGCUGCAACUGACCCCCGACACAAUACCCGCCACGCUGCACCUCAUCCACCUCCGCAUCACCAUUGAGGGUAUCCUCUUCGAGCGCGUCUUCGAGGCCGAUCCGGGCAUUAAGUUCACGUACGCCUGGAACCGGCUCAACAUCUACAGGCAGCGCGUCUACGGCGUGACCACGGCGGUGGUCAAGGUCGGCUACCAAUACACGGACUGCAAGGACACCGUUUGGGACAUCCAGACCACCAAGCUGAGUGGCCACGACAUGUCCAUCUCGGAGGUGGGCGGCUGGAACCUAGACAUCCACCAUCGCUACAACUUCCACGAAGGCAUCCUGCAGAAGGGCGACGGCUCGAACAUCUACCUGCGGAACAAGCCCCGCAUCAUCCUCACCACCAUGGGCGAUGGCCACCAGCGACCUCUCGAGUGCCUGGACUGUGACGGGCUGGCCAUGAAGCAGCGUCUGCUCGCCCCCGUCGCUCUGGCUGCCGCCCCCGAUGGCAGUCUCUUUGUCGGCGACUUCAACUACAUCCGGCGCAUAAUGACCGACGGCAGCAUCCGCACCGUCGUCAAGCUGAAUGCAACUCGCGUGUCCUACCGCUACCACAUGGCCCUGAGUCCGCUCGACGGCACUCUGUAUGUCUCCGACCCGGAGUCGCACCAGAUCAUCCGUGUGCGCGACACCAACGACUACUCGCAGCCGGAGCUGAACUGGGAGGCGAUCGUGGGUUCCGGCGAGCGCUGCUUGCCCGGAGACGAGGCCCACUGCGGGGACGGAGCAUUAGCGAAGGACGCCAAGCUGGCGUACCCCAAGGGCAUUGCCAUCUCCAGCGACAACAUCCUGUACUUUGCGGACGGAACGAACAUCCGGAUGGUGGAUCGGGACGGCAUCGUGAGCACCCUCAUCGGCAACCACAUGCACAAGUCGCACUGGAAGCCCAUACCCUGCGAGGGCACCCUCAAGCUGGAGGAGAUGCACCUGCGCUGGCCCACCGAGCUGGCCGUUUCGCCCAUGGACAACACCCUGCACAUCAUCGACGACCACAUGAUCCUGCGCAUGACCCCAGACGGACGCGUUCGAGUGAUCUCCGGUCGGCCGCUGCACUGCGCCACUGCCUCCACGGCCUACGACACUGAUCUGGCCACACACGCCACCCUGGUGAUGCCACAAUCCAUAGCAUUCGGACCCCUCGGAGAGCUAUUCGUGGCCGAGAGCGACUCGCAAAGGAUCAACCGCGUGCGAGUGAUCGGAACGGACGGACGCAUUGCACCGUUCGCGGGCGUCGAGUCCAAGUGCAACUGCCUGGAGCGCGGAUGCGACUGUUUUGAGGCGGAGCACUACCUGGCCACAAGCGCCAAGUUCAACACCAUUGCCGCCCUGGCCGUCACCCCCGACGGACACGUACACAUCGCCGACCAGGCCAACUACCGCAUACGGUCCGUGAUGUCGAGCAUUCCCGAGGCGAGCCCCUCGCGGGAGUACGAGAUCUACGCGCCGGACAUGCAGGAGAUCUACAUCUUCAACAGGUUCGGGCAGCACGUCUCCACGCGCAACAUCCUCACCGGAGAGACCACGUACGUGUUCACCUACAACGUGAACACCUCCAACGGCAAGCUGAGCACCGUCACGGAUGCGGCCGGCAACAAGGUGUUCCUGCUGCGCGACUACACCUCGCAGGUGAACUCCAUCGAGAACACCAAGGGCCAGAAGUGCCGCCUGCGCAUGACCCGCAUGAAGAUGCUGCACGAGUUGAGCACGCCGGACAACUACAACGUCACCUACGAGUACCACGGCCCCACGGGACUCCUCAAGACCAAACUGGACUCCACCGGACGCUCAUAUGUCUACAACUACGACGAGUUCGGCCGCCUCACCUCCGCCGUGACGCCCACCGGAAGGGUCAUCGAACUGAGCUUCGACCUGAGCGUGAAGGGAGCCAUGGUGAAGGUGUCGGAGAACUCCCAGAAAGAGCAGUCGAUGCUGAUCCAGGGAGCCACGGUCAUAGUGAAGAACGGAGCCGCCGAGUCGCGUACAACCGUCGACAUGGACGGCUCCACGACCAGCAUUACGCCCUGGGGACACACCCUGCAAAUGGAGGUGGCCCCGUACACGAUUCUGGCCGAACAGAGUCCCCUGCUAGGCGAGAGCUACCCCGUGCCGGCCAAGCAGCGCACGGAGAUCGCUGGGGAUCUGGCCAACCGCUUCGAGUGGCGCUACUUCGUGCGUCGCCAGCAGCCGCAACUGCCGGGCAAGCAGAACAAGGCAACGCCACGCCCCGUCACCGAGGUGGGACGCAAGCUACGCGUGAACGGAGACAAUGUGCUGACCCUGGAAUACGAUCGCGAGACCCAGUCUGUGGUGGUGAUGGUGGACGACAAGCAGGAGCUGCUGAACGUCACCUACGACCGCACCUCGCGCCCCAUCAGCUUCCGGCCGCAAUCGGGCGACUAUGCGGACGUCGAUCUGGAGUAUGAUCGCUUCGGGCGGCUGGUUAGCUGGAAGUGGGGCGUGCUCCAGGAGGCCUACUCCUUCGAUCGCAACGGCCGCCUCAACGAGAUCAAGUACGGCGACGGCUCGACCAUGGUCUAUGCCUUCAAGGAUAUGUUCGGAUCGUUGCCAUUGAAGGUGACCACGCCGCGCCGCUCGGACUAUCUGCUGCAGUACGACGAUGCCGGGGCUCUGCAGAGUCUGACCACGCCGCGUGGCCACAUCCACUCGUUCUCGCUGCAGACGUCGCUGGGCUUCUUCAAGUACCAGUACUACUCGCCCAUUAACCGCCAUCCGUUCGAGAUUCUGUACAACGACGAGGGCCAGAUCCUGGCCAAGAUCCACCCCCACCAAUCCGGCAAGGUUGCCUUUGUGCACGACGCCGCCGGACGCCUGGAGACAAUUCUGGCGGGACUCUCGAGCACCCACUACACCUACCAGGACACCACCAGCCUUGUGAAGUCCGUGGAGGUGCAGGAGCCCGGCUUCGAGCUGCGCCGCGAAUUCAAGUACCACGCCGGCAUCCUCAAGGACGAGAAGCUGCGGUUCGGCUCCAAGAACUCGCUGGCCUCGGCCCACUUCAAGUACGCCUACGACGGCAACGCCAGAUUAAGCGGCAUCGAGAUGGCCAUCGACGACAAGGAGCUGCCCACGACCCGUUACAAGUACAGCCAGAACCUGGGACAGCUGGAGGUCGUUCAGGACCUGAAGAUAACACGCAACGCGUUCAACCGCACGGUCAUCCAGGACUCGGCCAAGCAAUUCUUCACCAUUGUGGACUACGACCAGCACGGUCGCGUCAAGAGUGUGCUCAUGAACGUCAAGAACAUCGACGUGUUCCGCCUGGAGCUGGACUACGACCUGCGAAACCGCAUCAAGUCGCAGAAGACGACCUUUGGCCGGUCCACGGCCUUCGACAAGAUCAACUACAACGCCGAUGGCCACGUGAUCGAGGUCCUGGGCACCAACAACUGGAAGUAUUUGUACGACGAGAACGGCAACACUGUGGGCGUUGUGGAUCAGGGGGAGAAGUUCAAUCUGGGCUACGACAUCGGGGAUCGCGUGAUCAAGCUGGGCGACGUGGAGUUCAACAACUACGAUGCCCGCGGCUUUGUGGUGCGUCGAGGGGAGCAGAAGUACCGGUACAACAACCGCGGACAGCUGAUCCACGCCUUCGAGCGCGAGCGGUUCCAGAGCUGGUACUACUACGACGACCGCAGCCGCCUGGUGGCCUGGCACGACAACAAGGGCAACACCACACAGUACUACUACGCCAAUCCGCGGACCCCGCACCUGGUCACGCACGUGCACUUCCCCAAGCUGGGCAAGACCAUGAAGUUCUACUACGACGACCGUGACAUGCUGAUUGCCCUGGAGAACGCCGAUCAGAGGUACUAUGUCGCCACCGAUCAGAACGGCUCGCCCUUGGCCUUCUUCGACAUGAACGGCGGCAUCGUCAAGGAGCUUAAGCGCACUCCGUUCGGGCGCAUCAUCAAGGACACCAAGCCCGACUUCUUUGUGCCCGUUGACUUCCACGGCGGUCUGAUCGAUCCACACACCAAGCUGAUCUACACGGAGCAGCGGCAGUACGAUCCCCACGUGGGUCAAUGGAUGACACCGCUCUGGGAGACCCUGGCCACCGAAAUGUCUCACCCCACGGAUGUGUUCAUCUACCGGUACCACAACAACGACCCCAUCAACCCGAACAAGCCGCAGAACUACAUGAUCGACCUGGACGCCUGGCUGCAGCUGUUCGGCUACGACCUGGACAACAUGCAGAGCACCCGCUACACCAAACUGGCCCAGUACACUCCCCAGGCUUCCAUCAAAUCGAACACGCUGGCCCCCGACUUUGGCGUCAUCUCCGGGCUGGAGUGCAUUGUGGAGAAGACGAGCGAGAAGUUCAGUGACUUUGAUUUCGUGCCCAAGCCGCUGCUUAAGAUGGAGCCAAAGAUGCGCAACCUUCUGCCGCGCGUCAGCUACCGUCGCGGUGUCUUUGGCGAGGGCGUGCUGCUCUCGACGAUUGGCGGACGGGCCCUGGUCAGCGUUGUGGAUGGAGCCAAUAGCGUAGUGCAGGACGUUGUGAGCAGUGUGUUCAACAACUCCUUCUUCCUGGACCUGCACUUCAGCAUACACGACCAGGACGUCUUCUACUUUGUGAAGGACAAUGUGCUGAAGCUGCGCGAUGACAACGAGGAGCUGCGUCGCCUGGGCGGCAUGUUCAACAUAUCAACACACGAGAUCAGCGAUCACGGCGGCAGUGCGGCCAAGGAGCUGCGCCUCCACGGCCCCGAUGCGGUGGUGAUCAUUAAGUACGGCGUGGAUCCCGAGCAGGAGCGUCAUCGCAUACUCAAGCAUGCCCACAAGCGAGCCGUGGAGAGGGCCUGGGAGCUGGAGAAGCAGCUGGUAGCUGCCGGCUUCCAGGGUCGCGGUGACUGGACCGAGGAGGAGAAGGAGGAGCUCGUCCAACACGGCGACGUCGAUGGAUGGAUUGGCAUUGACAUACACAGCAUUCACAAGUAUCCCCAGCUGGCCGACGAUCCCGGCAACGUGGCCUUCCAGCGCGAUGCCAAGCGCAAGCGCCGCAAGACCGGAAGCAGCCACAGAUCCAGCUCCAGCCGGCGCCAACUCAGGGUCGGCGAGCCGAAUGCGUGAGUCGAGGAGGACAAAGAGGAGCAGCAGCUUGAGCCCGAGCCCAAGACCGAGCUCGAGCCCGAGCUCGAUGUGGAGCUGGAGAGUGAAGCGGCCGAUGGGGAGUAUGGCGAGCAGGAGGACUACUUAAUAGCCGUGGGCAGAAAGGAGCAGAGGGACAGCAGCGAGACGGCUGAGGAGCAGAUUUUGUAAUUAGGUGAAAUACGCAACAGCGACAACCACAACCACAACCACAGCAGCACAAUGACACAUGACAAGAGAACACACAAGAGAACAUUCAACAAAACACUAAUUAAUAUGAACUUUGAUCAAGCUUAAAGUUUAGUAUUAGUCACCAGGCCACCCAGCCCAGAUAUGUAACGGCACCGGCAAUGGUAUGUGCACCGGAACCGAACAGAAAUAUGUAUGUGUAUGUUGAUGUUGAGUUUAGGCUUACAAUAGGCGUAGUCCAUGUGUGUAAUGUUUACUGGAUUUUUUUUUAGAAUUUAAGUCAGUGUCCUUCCGGACAACAGCCUGCUUGCAUUUGCAUUUGCAUUGGCAUUGGCAUUGGCAUCCGCAUGUACGCUACAAGAGCGUAUUUAUGAAUCGAAUGCAUCAGCAGAGGGACAGAGCUCCGAAUGGAGUGGAACAGAACAAAAUAGAACAGAAUAGAACAGAGCAAUGCUCGUAUUGUUUGAUCGCGAGCCUAUUUUGUGUCUGGUCUACCCAUUGGCCCAUUAGCAUUUGGAUGUCGAACGAUGAGUAUUACACAGCAAAAUAUGCAUACGAAUAAGUAAAGAUGUUAAUCUAACAGUUGAAUAAAUGUAAAGAGAUUAAAGGCCCCCAGUAGUAGCCCUAGCCCCUAGCCCCUAGACCCUAGCCUAGCCCCCACUCAUGGCUUGAAAGCUGCUUCACUUUCGUAAUGCUUUGUGUAUAUACGACUACGACUACUUUACUAUAUGCUUUAACUAUCGAUCAGCGCGUUUAUUUUUCUUUCAAACACGUACUUCUUUUCAACGAAAAAGAUACUUUACCCGAAUGCUCGAAUUUAAAUUACUCAGAAGCGUCUUCUUUGUUUGGAUAGCUGAGAAUCAAAAGGAAUCUUUAGACAUACAGACAGACAGACAGUCCCCCUUCAAAGCAAUGCAAUGCAAUACUCUAUCGACUCUUUCCACUCAUUUUUUUUAAAUGUUAAACUGUUGAAUUUGUAAUUCAAAGGAAAAAUGCAUUAAAAACUUUUUACAAAUUGUGAUAUAUAUUUCUAAACAUUUAAUUUGAGAACUUGAAGGUGACGAACAAAAAUCGAAGUAAAUCGAAUGGAAUCGAACCGAACCGAACCGAAUAUGAACAUGAACAGCAACACCAUGUACUGUACUCAUUUUUUUUAAAGAUAGUCCUUAACUUUUAGUUUUUAGACCGCAAUAUUUAGUGUGUACCGUUUGCCAUGUUAAUUUGUAAAAGCAACCCAGUUUUUAAUGCUAAAUCCCCCCACGGGAGUGUCACAUAGCGUUUAGUUUCUUUUAAUCUGGUGAUUUUUUUUUUGUUUGUUUUUUCAAUUAUUGCAAUUUUAAUUGCCCCGAUUUGAAGCCGUUUCUAAGGUCCCUUCUAUUUAGUUGGCCUUUAGCCAACAUUUUGUGUUUAUAAUUAUUAUUGAAAUAUUUAUAACUGAAACUAAACUAUUGACUAUUGAGAUAUAAACUAGCAUAAAAACUUAGUGUGCGUAUUUAGGUCUUGAGAAGUACGUGAACGUAAACGUAAACGUAAAUACACCCCUAUAAUAACCAUAUGGAACACACCUUGUAUUAUAUACACCCGCAAAUACACAAACACAAACACACACACACACAUACUACACAUACACAUAGUUAUUAAGGAUUAGGCUAAAGAAAGGAAGAUCGGUAAGAACGAAAAGGAUUAGCCCCUAACUAAUGUCAAAAUAAGCGAUGGAUACUGUUCCAAGGCAGAAUGGACUGGGGAGUGCAGAGAGAAGAGCGUAGUAAUUAGCUAAAGUGUUAGUAAUUUUAUUCAAUAAAAUUAUAAAUGAAACAAAAGAUAAUUGAUAAUGGAUAAACACUUAAACCCUAUAUUUAAGACUAUACAUCAUAAUCUGUACGCGUACAUUUUUUUUUUUUUUGAAGAGUGAAGCUGCUGCUGUGUAACUAAUAGAAGAUAUGGAAGCGAUAUCUUUCUCUAUUUUUUUUUUCUGAACAUUACACAGCAGAAACAUUUACUCAAACGGAAUAUUGUAAAAAUCGCAAACGUAUAUAAAUGUGUAUGUAAUAAGAUUAAGCAGCAUUAUAUUAACCAAAAAAA